UUUUAGUCUAUUCAUUGCUUCAACAAUCAUCCCAAGCCAGUGAUGGCUGCGGCGCUACAAGCUCUAGCUUCGAACUCUUCGCUUCCAUGGUUCCCGUCCUCUUCCCUUCAAAAGCCGCUGUUUUUCCAUCCUCUGCGCUCUCUCAGAUCAUCUCCAACCUCUCUCUCGACCUCCAGAUCCUCAAAAACCAUCGCAAGAAGCUUCACUUUGCUUGCCGAGAAGCUAACCAACGAUAUCAACGCUGACAUUCAAAUGCUAUGCAAGACAGGCAAUCUAAAACAAGCAAUGGAUUCGAUUUCUCGUAUGGAUUGCGAGUUCUCCAACCUCGAGCUGGAGACUUACUGCGCCGUCCUGGAGCUCUGCGCUGAGCUCGGAUCUCUAGCCGAUGGUCGCAAGGUCCAUGCGAUCUUAUCCUCUUCGGAAACCGAGAUAGACUCCGUUCUGAGCUCAAAGCUCGCCUUCAUGUACCUUAAAUGUGGGGACUUGAUACAAGGGAGGAGGUUCAUUGAAGGUCUCCAAUCGAAAGAUCAUCCUUUUCUUUGGAAUCUAUUGAUGUAUGAGUAUGCGAGGAAUGGAGAUUGUGAAGCAAGUGUUGAUGUUUUUGAAAGAAUGUGGCGUGUGGGAAUUAGAGCCAAUUCACACACUUUUUCUUGCAUUUUGAAGUGUUUUGCCGAUUUGAAACGGGUUCGUGAGGGAGAGAAGGUCCAUGGAUUCCUUCUAAAGCUUGGAUUUGAUGCCCAUAAUGCGGUUGGGAAUGCCCUUGUUUCUUUGUACUCAAAGUGUGGCAGCAUUGAGAGUGCAGUUCUUAUGUUUGAUGAAAUGCCUGAUAAGGAUAUUAUAUCUUGGAACUCAAUUGUCAAUGGGUGUGUAUUGAAUGGUGUUGCAGAAAUGGCAGUAGAGUUGUUUGCUAAGAUGUGGUUUGAGGGGAUUCGGAUGGAUUUGGCCACUCUAGUGAGUGUCCUUCCGGCUUUAGCUGAAAAAGGUUGGCUUUGGCCGGGCACUGUGGUACAUGGGUAUUCGAUCAAAUGUGGUUUGGGAAAGAAGAUCACACUUUGUAAUUCUUUGUUGAACAUGUACUGUAAAUGUGGGAUGUUGGAAAGUGCAGAGAGAGUGUUUGAGAGAAUGGGUGAAAAGAGUGUUGUGUCAUGGACUUCGAUGAUCUCAGGUUAUACUAGAGAUGGUAGAUUUGACGAAGCAAUUGAGUUGUUUGGGAAAAUGGAAGCAGAAGGAACACAACCAGAUUUAUAUGCUAUUACAACUGUGCUUCAUGCUUGUGCAUGUCAUUCUGCCAUAGAGCAUGGUAAGUCUGUCCAUGAUUAUGUCUCACGGAAUGGAUUAGAGUCAAACUUGUUUGUCGCCAAUGCACUUAUGGAUAUGUAUGCAAAAUGUGGAAAUAUGGAAGAUGCUAGGUCUGUUUUUGAUCGUACCAUCAACAAGGACAUUGUCUCUUGGAAUACAUUGAUUGCAGGUUAUUCAAAGAGCUCUUUCCCGAAUGAAGCUCUUGUAUUGUUUGGUGAGAUGUGUCAUAAGAUGAAACCUAAUUGUGUCACCAUGGCUUGCAUACUUUCUGCCUGUGGUAGUAUUUCGUCAUUGGAGAGGGGCAGAGAGAUCCAUGGCCACAUAUUAAGGUCAGGGUCUCUCUUGGAUGGUCAUGUAGCAAAUGCUCUUGUGGACAUGUAUGCAAAGUGCGGUGCACUAGGACUUGCUCGUCACCUUUUUGACCGAAUGGUGAUGAAGGACUUAAUUUCAUGGACAGUGAUGAUUGCGGGAUAUGGCAUGCAUGGCUGUGGCAAAGAAGCAAUUGCUAUCUUCAAUGAGAUGAAACAAGAAGGCAUACCGCCAGAUGAGGUCUCUUUCAUUGCAAUUCUAUAUGCUUGUAGCCAUUCUGGAUUAACAGAUGAAGGAUUAAGAUUUUUCAAUAUAAUGAGACAUGAGUACAAAAUAGAGCCUACUUUAGAGCACUAUGCAUGUAUAGUCGAUCUUUUUAGUCGUGCAGGCCAAUUAACUAAAGCGUACAAGUUCAUCGAAUCAAUGCCAAUAACACCUGAUUCCACUGUUUGGGGUGCACUGCUGUGUGGCUGUAGAAUCCAUAGGGAUGUGAAACUUGCUGAAAGAGUUGCUGAACAUGUCUUUGACUUAGAACCAGAACACACAGGGUACUAUAUACUUCUUGCAAACAUAUAUGCAGAGGCAGAGAAAUGGGAAUCUGUGAAGAAAUUAAGGAAGAGAAUUGCUGGCCGUCGCCUGAAAAAGAAUCCUGGGUGCAGUUGGAUUGAAAUCAAAAGCAGAGUUCAGAUCUUUGUCUCGGGAGACAAAUCACACCCGCAUUCAAAGAAAAUAGAACUGUUUCUCAAACGAUUGCAGAGAAGGAUGAAAGAUGAAGGGCACUUUCCAAAAAAAAUGUACGCUUUGAUGAACGCCGCUGAUUCAAUAAAAGAAGAGGCCCUUUGUGGGCACAGUGAAAAGCUAGCUAUUGCUUAUGGGAUCCUGAAUUCUUCAAAAGGGAAACCUAUACGAGUCACAAAGAACCUGAGAGUCUGUGGUGAUUGUCAUGAGGUCGCAAAGUUCAUUUCUAAAAUAACUGCGAGAGAAAUCAUCUUGAGAGACUCGAAUCGCUUCCACCAUUUUAAGGAAGGCAGGUGUUCAUGCAGAGGUUAUUGGUGAACCUCAAACCACGAUACCAUGAUAGCAAGAGUUGCAUUUCCUUUAUAUAGGCUUGUCAAUAGCUUCACGAGAUGAAUUGUGAAAAUAUGCAUGAUGAAAGAGGUAAAUAUAUUCUCACACUCUGAUUAACAUUGCGAUCACACUUGUUCAUAUGGUUGCUCUUAAGUUUAGACACCAAGUACAGACAAUUUUGAAUGUUAAUAACAAACCUUUAUGCAAAUAUCACCAUUGAUAAGUUGCCAUAUGUUUAUAAGACACCCAAGUUCCAAUAGAAUCAAAACUUAUCUCUCAGCUCAUUGCAGGGUCUCUCAAAAUAAAACAAUGUAUAGAAGAAUCACUUGUAGUGAUUGUCUUGCCAUUAUAUAACAAAUGAACACAUGCUGACAGUGAUGCAGGAGGCUUCAUCAA
Messenger RNA from Dioscorea cayenensis subsp. rotundata (Guinea yam), 3072 nucleotides. Its product is annotated as pentatricopeptide repeat-containing protein DOT4, chloroplastic-like. Gene Ontology annotation, biological process: RNA modification. The record is from RefSeq and is a predicted model, not a curated record. Lineage: Eukaryota; Viridiplantae; Streptophyta; Magnoliopsida; Dioscoreales; Dioscoreaceae. Gene Ontology annotation, molecular function: protein binding; zinc ion binding; RNA binding. The transcript has a single exon. The coding region runs from base 43 to 2664 and encodes 873 amino acids.